CCUACUCUGUAUGGUUUUAUUUUCAUAGUAAAGCUAAUCAAAUCCUAUUUGUUUAACUGUAGUUUCCACUCACUUAGACAGCUGUCUUCUUGUCAGAUUUUCUUAAGGUUUCAUCAAUAUGUUUAUAUCUCAGGGAGAGGUUUAGUUAGGGAAAACCCCAUCAUUCAAAACAGGUGCCACACACAUCUGUUGCUCUCUCUCAUGGCCAUAACACUGAAGGGUUUGAGUUUCCCUCGGGGCUUAUCGUCAGUUGUUGCACUAAUCCCAGAAGAGUAGCGACCAGCCUCUUCCAACAGAGGGCGCUAUCAGCUUGGUUUAAUGUAGAAUGGGAACUGCAAUGGCAGGGGUUGUUUUCUGGUUGUGGUAUCUAGAGUCUUGUUGCUCAAAUAUUUGAGGUUGAAAAUGAAUAACCUACCAUUUAGUUUAUUCACGUGGAAUGUAGCUGUCCCAAAUGAGAAGGGUUAGGAAGAGAAAUGGGAAACUAUUAUUGUAAUGUGUGUCAAGCGCAAAAAAAUAGCUAGGUUUCAGUUAGAAUUUUGCUUCGCAUCUUUGUCAUUUUACCUUAAGUGUAAAGCAUAUCAAAGCAUUUCUCUUUGGUUAUUAUAAACAGUAUUUGGGAAUAGCAUCAGUUGUGUGAUGUUCUUACAAAGCUUAGCUGUUGGAAGCUUAGUAGUUGACAAGGUGACAUUACCACAUAAACUGAUAAUGCCCUUUUUUUAUAUACAUUGUGGCAGAUCGUUGUAUUUGUGUACGAAUAACUUUAUUAGUUAGGUUUAAAUAUGGAUCAUGAUGUAGCCAAUGCAACAUUGAGGGCACAUGAUUGUCAGUUAAUGCAUCUGUUCAUUCAUGGCCUGUGUAGUUAUACUCAAGUGAUUCAAAUUAUGUUUUUCGGAGAAUACAGCUGCGUUUCCCGGAACCUGACAUCAAGGUUAGUCAUAUAGGGGCGGUGCCAAGGGAGGGGUCGGGGCGGACUUACUUCGAGUAAGAGGCGUGGCCUAGUGGCUCAGGGUAUUCCCUUCUCCUCUUCACCCAUAACAAACAUUCGUUGUAACAGCAAAGGUCUGAUUUUGACAACAUGGGAUUAAUUAUGAAAUAGUACAACGUAAACAGUUACAAGGGACAGUCGUUAAGUAGUGGUCUACGUUAUGGGAAUACAGUCGCACACUCUGGGUGUCAAACCGAUGGCCCUGGACGAGCUGUUUGACGCGAGCACAUGGAGAAUUAAAAACAUUCGGGAUGGAGUGAAGAUGGAAAUCGCGGCCGGAGAUGGAUGUCCGGUGGUCUUAAAUAGUUUUACACAUUUGGACCCCGACCUGCCUAUUCUGGAGAGCUCAGUUCAGGAGAUUGGAGAGGAGGUAGAGGAGGGAGCCAUCUACACCAUCACACUCCGGAAGGUGCAGCUUCACCAGACGGCGAGUAAGGGUCAGCGAUGGCUGGGCGUGGAGACCGAUUCUGCCCUCAGUUUGUUUGAGACAUGCAAGGGUCGGACCAUUAAGGCUGGCACACUGGAGAAACUUGUGGAAUACAUGGUGUCAGCGUUCAAAGGCAAGGACUAUACAUAUGUGACUAUUUUCCUCUGCACCUACCGAGCUUUUGCCACCACCAAACAAGUUCUGGACCUGCUUCUCAACAGGUAUGCCAAACUGCAGCCAGCAGCAGCCUCUGAAGGACCAAAGCUCUCCUCAGAGGACUAUUCAGAGCUGAAAAACACUGUCUCAUCUAUUCUGGGUGCAUGGUUGGAUCAGUAUUCUGAGGAUUUCUGGUGUCCUCCAGCCAAUGGAUGCCUUCAGAGCCUCAUAUCCUACCUGCAGCUCAACUUUUCUGGAUCAGACCUGGAGAGACGAGCACAUAAACUGCUGGAGCAUUUCCAGCACAGGCAGCAUUCAGAGGUUGAGCUUGAAGGCGAUCUGUAUACUUGCCCUUUUGCUGCACCAGAGGUGAGCAGCUUGGAUGAUGAAUUCUCCCCCUCACACUUCAUGUCCUUCAGUCCUGCUCUGGUUGCUGAGCAGCUAACAAUCAUGGAUGCGGAGCUGUUUAAGAGAGUUGUUCCCUACCAUUGUUUGGGCGGUAUAUGGUCCCAGCGGGAUAAAAAGGGCAAAGAGCACCUGGCGCCCACCAUCCGAGCCACCGUUACCCAGUUCAACAGUGUGACCAACUGUGUGAUUGCCACCUGCUUGGACAGCAGGUCUCUCAGACCCUUUCAAAGAGCAAAGCGCAUUGAACACUGGAUAGAAGUGGCCAGGAAAUGUCGUAUCCUGAAGAGCUUCUCCUCCCUUAAAGCCAUCCUGUCCGCCCUGCAGAGCAAUGCCCUCCAUAGACUGAGAAGGACCUGGGAUGAGGUGUCCAGGGAAAGCUAUCGCACUUUCCAAGAGCUGUCUGAAAUCUUCUCAGAUGACAAUAAUUACUCCCUCAGCAGAGAGCUUCUCAUUAAGGAGGGUACCUCUAAAUCCGCAAUUGUUGAAAUUAACCAUAAAGGAGCUCAGAGAAGACACCAGCAGCAGAGAGACAUGGGUGUCGUGCAAGGAACUAUUCCAUACCUUGGCACAUUCCUCACUGACCUAGUUAUGUUGGAUACUGCUAUGAAAGAUCAUCUUGAGGUUGGGCUUAUCAACUUUGAGAAGAGAAGGAAGGAGUUUGAAGUGAUUGCUCAGAUCAAGUUACUGCAGCUGACCUGCAAUUAUUACAACUUCACCAGAAAUCAGUGCUUCACUGAUUGGUUCAAGAGAGUGGAGAAACUUACAGACACUGAGAGCUACUCUCUCUCCUGUGACAUCGAGCCUCCAUCUGAGUCAGUGGGCAAGAAGAACAUCAAACGCAUGAGCGAGGAGUUGGGUUACAACAGCAUAGGGACUUUUCACUCAAAAUCCUUUGAGCAGGCACGGUUAAGCCAGUUCAAAGACAGCUUCAAAGAUGGAGCGGAUUCUGUCAGCAUUACCUCAGCUGGAUCCAGCUGCUCAGAUGCAGAGGAGAUGAGCCUCAGUCUACUGAACUCCCCAGAAUCAGGGAAUCAGAGAACAUUCACACCAACUUUGAAGCAUUUUGUAUCAACCUCAGAUGCAGGGGAGCUUACGUCUGAUUCCUCCUCCAAGCUCUGGGAGUCAUCCAGCCCUUCAUCUUUGGAGGCCUCUAGAACAGGAUUGGGACUUGAAUCUGGCUCCAGCAGCUCUGCCUCCUCUUCUUCCUCCUCGUCUUUAGUCUCCACCUCCACUGGGCAGGCCUUCCACUUUCACAAGCGCUCUGUCUCUGGUGUCUCUGACUACUCCUCUCUUUCCCUGCCCCUGUACAACCAGCAGGUGAACGACUGCUGCAUCAUCAGAGUCAGCCUUGAUGUGGACAACGGCAACAUGUACAAAAGCAUCCUGGUGACUAGCCAGGACAAAACACCUGGUGUCAUUAGGAAAGCCAUGGCCAAGCACAACCUGGACAAUGAGAAGUCAGAAGACUAUGAACUAUUCCAGAGAGUCUCAAAACAUAAAGAACUCAGAAUCCCAGAUAAUGGAAAUGUUUUCUACGCCAUGAACUCAUCUGCCAAAUACGACUUCUUGCUGAGGCAGUGCGGUGCUCCCAAAACCUGCCACUCCAAGACCUCUCCUAGCCUAACUUUACCCCGCGUGAAGCAGAAAGGGUUCAAAAUACCCAAAGGCUUCUUUUGAACGCUCUUUAUCAAGUUGAACUUGCCUGGAGCUCUUUGCAUUUGGGAGAUUAUCAAGAGUCACUUUAUUAGUCCCUCUGCAGUAUUAUCUGGGUCUUUUAGCCAAUGGAUUAUUGAUUGUUGCAUUGAAAUAGCUGCUUGUUUCCUACAGAAAGCUAUGCUUGUGUUUUCAGUCCCUAUGGACUAUGCGACAGACACAAGACCACUGUGGUUCUUACAAGGUUUGCCUUAAGACUGCACAUAAGAGCCACACUGUGUGUGAUAAAUAUUUUCCUUACCAAAUGCAGUUAUUCAUGCAUGAGCACACUAAAUGAAAACAUUUGAAGCACUUUAGAAUGGUCCUUUACUUAAAGCAAGAGAUUUGUGGGAAGCAGUUUGGACAAAUGAGGCAUCAUUUCCUCAUCAGUUUUGCUCUUUUUUUUAUUCCAAACAGGGACUUUCAUUUGAUUCAUCUUGAAACAGGCUCUCUGUUUUGACUCAAAAUCUUAUCAGUCUCUCAGAUUCUAGGGCAGCUUUUGCUAUAGCAACAAUAUUACAUGUACAGUGCGAAUUGUGUAAAGUGUAUAGUCUUUCGUUUGUUUUUUGGUCUUUUAUAUGGCUGUUUUGACUGUUGUCAGUGCUGAUGCCAAUUUAGCUUUUCAAUGCUGCCUGUUUCCUGGAGACGACACUGAUUACUGCCUGAAACUAACCUCUCAGGCUACAAUCAGUUCACUCAAGACUGUAGGUAUUACUUUUGACUGCUAAGUGACUUCUGGUUUCCUUCAUUGAGUCACAAACUCACAUUUGAGCAUGAGAUGACAGGUCUGAAGCCUAGGAUUUAGAAGAUUAUAUAUGGUUAUUACAUAGCCAUAAAUAACAACACUACUAACGCUUAUUAAUUAAUGCAAACGCAGUGAUGGAGGCAGUCUUGACCACCAAGUCGAUGCCAAAGCCUUUAUUAUCUCUUUUUGCAGUUGGUUUCUCUGCGUUUCAUGAUGUGCUUGGCCUCCGUUAUAGAAUGCUGUAAAUCUACAGGCUUUCUAUUUUUUGUACCAAACACUGUGAAAUUGGCUUCACCCUGCUAAGCCUUUUGCAUUGUGAACUAAACCCACAAGUGCUUUCUGACCAAAUGGUCUUAGUAUGAUGUGCUGAAAUAUUGAGGGGAUGUUGUUCCCACCAGUAGAGAUUUUCAGCUGUGUUUACUCAGACGUGUAUGUUGGUUUGCACGUGUGUGUUUGUAUGUCUGUGUGUGUUUGUGCUUUAAUUUGAAAUAUGAUAGGAUUUAUAUCUUAAAAGUUGUAAGAAAUACACCACAUAUGUGUUGGUGCUUUUCUGCUACUAUGCCAACUAUAUAACUGAACUGGAACAAAAAAUACAUUUUGCUUAGUUUACGAUGUAAAAACAAAAUGAACUGCAUGGAGAAAAUAUGUCACUAGUGAUUCACUGUUAAAUGACUCCUAAAGAAUAUCACUUUGGCAGUCAUGCUUUCUGGAAACUACAAAAAUGAAGUGAAAUGUUACUGCCUGCAGCCUGUAUUCGAUGUAUGCCAUACACAGACUUCAAUUCAUAUUUUGUUUUGUCUCCUUUUUUUAUGGCUGAAUCUAACUCUGAAUGUUAAUGUCUAUGUUUGAAUGUUAAGGUCCAAUUUGUGGUAUUGCCCCAUGUUUAUUUAUUUAUAUGUUUAUAAUUGUUUUAUUUAUAAUUGUUUUACUGUUGUAAAAAUACAUUAAAAUGCACCUUUGUAUGUACAAAAAAGCACUACAUUUUAAAAAACUUACAAAUAAAUGUGGGGAUGC
Xyrauchen texanus (razorback sucker) is the source of this 5427-nucleotide messenger RNA. Its product is annotated as ral guanine nucleotide dissociation stimulator-like. The transcript has 17 exons. Gene Ontology annotation, biological process: positive regulation of GTPase activity; Ras protein signal transduction. Lineage: Eukaryota; Metazoa; Chordata; Actinopteri; Cypriniformes; Catostomidae. Bases 1146 to 3653 code for a protein of 835 amino acids. Gene Ontology annotation, cellular component: plasma membrane. The record is from RefSeq and is a predicted model, not a curated record. Gene Ontology annotation, molecular function: guanyl-nucleotide exchange factor activity.